CACACCCACAACCUACAACGAUGCCGCAAGAGCUCGUCACCGCCGACGAGUUCCUCACGCGCCUCACGACGGCCUUUGCGGGCCCCUCGAGCGCCAUCUGGCUCUCGCACAAGCGGCAUACGUUCGAUGCCGGCGGAGACGCGAGCAUGACUGCCGUCGACGACGGGGAGGCCGAGCACGACGUGCUGAUCCGGUGCACGCAUGGCGAGACCAAGUUUUCCGCACGGGUCCCCGCGUCAUCACUGCACACCUUCCACGCGGCGUACGGCGCGCUCCUCAAGGCGUCCAUGGCGCCGCACAUGCGCAAGCGUGACAAGAAGAAGGAGCGCGCGCGCGCCGACGCGGCGGAACAGCGCAAGCGCGAGCUGUUUGUCGACGUCAAGAUUGGCGCCGAGGGCAAGCGCGGCAAGGGACGGCGACAGCGGAUGCGCAAGGUCGCCGCGCAGAAGAAGAAGGAGGCCGAGCGGGAGCGCAUCGAGCUGCGCGACGCUGCGAGAAAGGCGCAGGAGUAGAGAGAGUCGGCGGCACGACGGCUCACGCCAGCCGGAGAGCAUGGGUCGAUGACCCGUAAUACGAUACGCUUCAUGCAGGCGCU
Messenger RNA from Vanrija pseudolonga, 595 nucleotides. RefSeq names its product Signal recognition particle protein (gene SRP14). The coding region runs from base 21 to 512 and encodes 163 amino acids. Gene Ontology annotation, molecular function: 7S RNA binding; endoplasmic reticulum signal sequence receptor activity. Lineage: Eukaryota; Fungi; Basidiomycota; Tremellomycetes; Trichosporonales; Trichosporonaceae. The record is from RefSeq and is a predicted model, not a curated record. Gene Ontology annotation, cellular component: signal recognition particle, endoplasmic reticulum targeting. The transcript is spliced from 5 exons. Gene Ontology annotation, biological process: SRP-dependent cotranslational protein targeting to membrane.